AUGAAGCUUCCCACCCUUUCUCUCCUAUUUCUCUGCGGCUUCGUCGCUCUCUGCGUCGCCGCACCAGCACCAACCCCCUCCCCAUCCCCACCUUCGACCGAAGCACUCUCAACCAAUCUCACCACCACCACCACCACUUUGACCCCGAAGCGAGGCGAGAACAACUGCUCCCCAACCGGCCCCAAACACUGCAACUUCUUCAUCAAAACCUGGAUGCCCAUCCUGUCCGCGGGCUUCCAGCACCGCUGGAAAGUAUUCGACCAUACCUGCAAGCAGAUCGGCGGCGAAGACGCUCUCCGGGUCGACCGCUCCGACUUUUCCCUCACGAGCCAGCUCCCCUACACCAUCGAGCUCCACCUCUCCGGCGGCUUCAAACCGAGCGGUCACAUUCUCUAUGCGGGGGAGAAGGUCGACUUGAAGAAGAUGUACUGCGAGGAUUGCGAGUCAGUCAUGGACCGCAUGGUGGUGUUCGGUUACAAAUGA
This is a messenger RNA of Colletotrichum karsti, 483 nucleotides long. RefSeq lists its product as uncharacterized. The coding region runs from base 1 to 483 and encodes 160 amino acids. NCBI's taxonomy places the organism in Eukaryota, Fungi, Ascomycota, Sordariomycetes, Glomerellales, Glomerellaceae. The transcript has 2 exons. The record is from RefSeq and is a predicted model, not a curated record.